Molecule: messenger RNA, 2824 nt
Organism: Ceutorhynchus assimilis (cabbage seed weevil)
Lineage: Eukaryota; Metazoa; Arthropoda; Insecta; Coleoptera; Curculionidae
Source: the annotation of a GenBank genome assembly
AUGAAGGAGGAAGAGACAGCACUAAACUCUCCCGAUAAAGAUAUUAAAGGAGCUUAUUUAAGUCAAGUUACCUAUUACAAAUUUAUGUCAAUUUCUCAAGCAUUAGCUGUAUUUUUGUCAGCUGGAAUGUUUGUAGCGGCUAACAUGUUCAAAUACCUAACCCAUUCAUUUCUAGAAGGAGAAGGUUUCAUGUAUGACAUUUGGUUUCCUUUUGAUGAAAUCAACCACGAUGGUGUGGUAAUAUUAGCAAAUAUAAUAAUGGUAACAUUGGGGUAUUUCUUGAAUAUUGCUUCACGUUUAACUCCACAAACUUUAAUAAUUUUUAUUAAUGCUCAACUUCAAAUUUUACAAAUCCGUAUUCGUAAAGUAUUCACAAAUAAUGAUGAGGAAAAGAUACGGUUGUUCAAUGUUAAGAAACUUGUAGAGAAGCAUCAGAAAAUAAUACGAUUUGUGACAUCGUUAAAUAAUUCAAUAAAAAAUGUAAUUUUUAUGGAAUUUGUGUUGAAUUCAGUGAACGUUGCUGCUGCUUUACUGCGGAUAAUAACGGCCAAAAAUAUUGUUGAAAUUGCAUUUUCUUGCUUACAUCUAACAGUAGUGCUUAUUCAAAUGGUUGCAUUGGCGUGGAGCACGAAUGAAUUGAACAUUCAGAGUGUUAAAAUUGCCAGUGCAGUUUACGAGAGCAAUUGGAUCGAUCAAAGUGAGGAAAUAAAAAAAAUAUUGUACAUUAUGUUGAUGCGAGCACAAAAACCACUAGCUUUAACAAUUGGCCCUUUUAGACCUAUUAAUGUUGAAGCAGCUGCAAUAGUAAAGAUUAAUUACAAAGUGUGUCUGUAUUUGAAAAACAAGAUACCUGAAAUGUUUUUCACUGUAAUUGAGAGAGAAGAGAAAAUAUUGGAAACUGAAGAAAACGAUGUUAAGUUAAUAUACAAUAAACAAAUACAAUAUUAUAAGUUGGCAACUUUUUGCCAAUGCUUUUGUAGCGGAUUUGGAAUAUCUUGGUUUAUCCUAGUAAACUUAAUCAGAAAAUACAUUCAAGGAUAUCAAGAACAUUUCAUGUAUGAACUUUGGUUUCCUUUUAAUAAAGAAAAAAACGACAAUCUCGUCACAGCUUAUAAUAUUUUUAUAGCAAUUUAUGGGUUUUUGUUUAAUUGUGCUGUUCAAACGCCUUUGCAAACUUUGAUGGUAUUUUCUACAUCGCAAUUGCGCAUAUUGCAGCUGAAAUUGAGGAAUGCUUUUGCUAGAAAGUUCAUUAGUGAGCAGGAAAAAAUUGAUUAUGUUAAAGGAUUAAUAAAGGAUCAUCAGUUUUUGAUCCAGUUUACCAAAACUUUAAAUGAUGCUGUUAAGUAUAUAAUAUUACUGGAAUUUGCUUUGGAAUCAAUUAAUGGAGCAGGUGCUCUUCUCCAAGUGGUUUCGGUUAGAAGCAGAAUUGAAAUACCAUAUUCCCUGUUGUACUUGACCCUUUUGGUAAUUAAUUUGAGUGUUAUUACCUGGAGUGCUAAUGAAAUUAUAGUGCAGAGUUGUGAAGUAGUAAAUUCAGUAUAUGAGAGUAACUGGAUGGAUCAAAGCGAGUCGAUUAAAAAGUUGCUGUACAUUGUCAUGAUGAGGGCUCAGAAACCUUUAUCCAUAGAUGUUGGCCCGUUCAGGCCUAUGGAUACCCAGGCCGCUCUAAUGGGUUUUUACUCACGGUUACAUUGUGACACAACAAUACACGUUCAAUCGUAACCGAGACUGAACUAUAAGGCUAUCAAACGCCAGCCUAAACCUUCUAGUUGGACGGUUAUACAAGCCUUCCAGACUGUAAAUUUGAACCGUAAGAUUGGUUUGACCAUCUAAUCACAACCAGUAGCCAGGACUAAUCUUGUUAAUUGUAUCUACUACUACCACCUGGAACAUUUUGGUAUCGUACUAGCUUUAAUUAUCCCAUCUAUAUUUUAUUGUUUAUUUACAUUCUGUCCCUAUUUUGUACGCCACAGUGAUCACUAAGGUAUUUCAGGGAGUAAUUCAGUGCUUGUCCCAAUGUGGCAAAUGAAUUAUUAAUAUAGGUAAUUUAGCUAGACAUAACCUGAUUCAGUUGUUACUUAUGUCAACUUACUUGUAGUUCUGGUUACAUCAGUGUAAGAUAACCGCUCCGAGAACUAAUUCUUUAUUUAUUGUUUUUCCUAUUUCUUAAACCGGUCCCAGACAUUACGUGUAUUCGGCGAAUAUUUGGUAUUCGGGCUUAUUCGCGUAGCGUGUGGGAAGGUAACUUUGGCGAAUAUUCGUCCUGCGCCAUUUUCCCGCCAAUUGUCGGUAAACUGGCACGAAGCAAAGGAAGGCGAAGUAGAGGCGAAGUCCACUACGUGUGACUUCGCACUGCUCCCAGACGCGUCGGGGGUAUAUGCAUAGUGCUUUGUCAGCUUAUAGCGGUGUGCAGUGCCGCAAGGUUGAUUGUUGCAUUUUUAGUUAUUUUUAAUUAAAAUAAGAAAUAGAGUGGACCGAUCAAUUAACGUUAGAAUUUUUACAAUUAUUUGAAAAUGAACCUGUCAUUUGGAACCCAAAGAUACCUGCUGAAAAUGAAACAAGUAGCGGCGGCAACAAUCUGCUCUUCAUCACUGUCCAUUUGAACUAAACAAACGUCAUGCAUGAAACGCCACUGAAAAUCGACGGCCCUCUGCUUCGAAACUUCGCCAAACAAUUUUCAAGCCAAGCUUUCGCCAUAGCACCACGUGGUGUGAGAGAACAGGCAAAGAUUCGUGCGAAUGACGAAUAUUCGCCUAUUCGCCGAAUACAUGUAGCGUCUGGGACCGGCUUUAUAUUUUAUAUCUUCAACCCUUACAUAUUUUUU